Messenger RNA from Colletotrichum acutatum, 876 nucleotides. RefSeq lists its product as uncharacterized. Lineage: Eukaryota; Fungi; Ascomycota; Sordariomycetes; Glomerellales; Glomerellaceae. Gene Ontology annotation, biological process: nucleotide metabolic process. Bases 1 to 876 code for a protein of 291 amino acids. Gene Ontology annotation, molecular function: ATP:ADP adenylyltransferase activity; ATP binding. The record is from RefSeq and is a predicted model, not a curated record. The transcript is spliced from 3 exons.
AUGGCAUUGGAAAAGAUUACGUUGCCAGAAGACCUGGGCUCAAGGUCUCUACUCAUGUUCGACGACUUGGUUUCUAGAGGGAAGCUAUUUUACAACGAAUCUAAAAGCGAGAUUGUCUCCCACAACGGCUUCAAGUUCGAGUUCCGCAUUAGUCCAGCUUUGAAAAGAAAGCCGUAUCUGGAGCGAGAUGAUCCCAAGCGCACAGCGGACAAGGGGCCGUUCCUCAACCCAGAUCCCGACUUCGUUGUUGCUCAAGUAGGGUUGCAUCAUACACUGAAGCUCAAUCUGUGUUGUAUGUAUCGGCCAGCAUUCGUCCUAUAUACGCGGAUCUUCAAGCCUCAAACGCAAGAUCUCAACUUCGUUGACGUCGAGGCUGCACGUGCUGUGAUGGCUGCACUCAAGCCAACCCUGGGGCCCCAACUGAUGAUUUACAAUUGUGGGGUCGAUGCCGGAUCAUCUCAGGGCCAUAAGCAUAUGCAGAUUUUCCCUCAGCCAACUGACUUUCCUCUGUAUCCUCAACAGGCGACCUCUGAUAGCGAUAUCAAUUCGAAUAUUUUUGGCGUUCCGAACAUGCAUUUUGUAUUGCGGUUGUCUCAGGGAGUGACAUCUCAAGAGGCUGAUUGCAAUCUUGCAAGACUAGUCUCAGCUUCCAGAGAUUUCCAGACAACUGCGAGGUAUGGCAGUGAUUACAAUGUCGUAAUGGCUGAAGAUUGGGUAUGCGUGGUGCCCCGGCGACUUGUUGGAAGAGAGGGAGUUGGAGCCAACGGUGCCGGCAUGGUAGGUCUUGUGUGGCUACGAGAUCAAGCAGAGAGGGAUGGCUGGAAUUCCUUUGGCUUGACGGAACAUCUUGUUCAACUUGGUGUGCCAAGGACUUGA